This is a messenger RNA of Cyprinodon tularosa, 726 nucleotides long. Its product is annotated as sperm-associated antigen 16 protein-like. The record is from RefSeq and is a predicted model, not a curated record. Bases 64 to 726 code for a protein of 220 amino acids. Lineage: Eukaryota; Metazoa; Chordata; Actinopteri; Cyprinodontiformes; Cyprinodontidae. The transcript has a single exon.
UCGCGUUGAUAGCCAAUCUUCGGUAACCAUGACGACACUUUGUGUCUGGUUCAGUUUAAUUGAAUGAUGGAGAUAGAGUCCCCUACCAGGAAUCAAAUGAAACAGCACGGCGAAUCAGCCGAAGACAGAGAUGACAGCUUUAAAUAUGAGGAGAACUUUUUGAAAGACGAAGUAAAUCUUGUUAGAGAUGAAGAUGAGGAAAUUAUAACCACGCAGCACCGAGCAGAGGCAGAUCCGACCGUUAAGACGCUCCGUCCAACCCAGCAACAGCUGUCGAUGCUGGAUUUUUUUCGCCAUUUCCUUUCACAAAAUGAAAUGACGGCAACAAUGGAGUGUUUGGAAAAUGAAUGGGCAGAGCUGGUGCAGAAAGGAGAGUUGGAUGAUGAGCGGAUCGGCCCGAUCCCGGAAGUGUACACUGAGAUCCAGAGUUUGACCAGAGAGUUGAAAAAAGCUGUGCGGGAAAAGGAGGAGUACGUGCGGAUGGCGCGUGAAGCAGCUGGAGCCCUUCAGGGGGCGCGGAGAGCAAGAGAAGGCCAGCGGCUGCAGCACAGAAGGCUGGUCCAGGAGAACAACAAACUCACUGAAGACAUAGAAAGACUGAGAAUCAAAUGCGACGCUUCAAAGUCUGAAGUGGAGAGGAUGAGUGAGAAAUACAAGACUGCGUCAAAACAGGUCUUUCAGAUGGCUGUGGGGAUGGAUAAUAUAUCAACAGAAAAAGUAUCAUAA